AUGAACGCUUUUUUCGCUCAUCCACCCAGUGGGCAUUCGUUCACUCCCCGUGCGGGUACGCAUCACGGCGACGCCGGUCAAGCUACCUCGCAGCCCGGGCUUCAGCAUCCAGAACCACCCUCCGGGAAUAUCAUCUGGGCCCGGGAAUAUCCUACCACUACAGAUAUCAAGCCGCCCCGUUCAUCUGAAGAUAUCCAGGCUAGAAGCGAGUCCAUCAUCCACUGCACCGAGUGGCCUUCAAUAAGGCUAAGCUCGAAACUUGGUGUCGGAUCCUCUUCGGUGGAAUUGUUCUAGCGUGGAUAUCGUUAUGUUCUCGAAAGCGACCAUCAUUCCAACCACCUUCUUUUUUCUGGAUCUUCUUUUAGCGUUG
Molecule: messenger RNA, 370 nt
Organism: Neurospora crassa OR74A
Lineage: Eukaryota; Fungi; Ascomycota; Sordariomycetes; Sordariales; Sordariaceae
Exons: 2
Coding region: 1-294 (97 amino acids)
Source: RefSeq, a predicted model, not a curated record